Messenger RNA from Lates calcarifer (barramundi perch), 2006 nucleotides. RefSeq names its product phosphoglycolate phosphatase (gene pgp). The transcript is spliced from 2 exons. NCBI's taxonomy places the organism in Eukaryota, Metazoa, Chordata, Actinopteri, Centropomidae. Gene Ontology annotation, molecular function: sn-glycerol 3-phosphatase activity. The coding region runs from base 302 to 1222 and encodes 306 amino acids. Gene Ontology annotation, cellular component: cytoplasm. The record is from RefSeq and is a predicted model, not a curated record.
CCGGUGCGGAAGUAAUCCGCAGAAGUGAUGCAACGCUCGGUGGAAGGUCAGGAUCUCUCUUCAGUGAAUUAACACCGCACUUUUUAAAACCAAACCGGACCGGUUUUCUGGACCGGAUAGUAACUACCACAAAGAUAAAACAGGGCGUUUCUGAAGAGCAGAAUUCAACGACAGCCGUAACGUCAGUGACUGUAGCUGGUAGGGAAAGCAACGUGCUCUAACGAAAAGUAACUCAGCUUUGAACCGUUUCUUUUAAAGCAGCCCAGCGCGUGACGGUUCGGUUACCCCUCCAUCCUCCCCGAUGUCUGGGUCCAAAUGCACGCGACUGAGCGGAGCGCUGGUGAAACAGCUGCUGGACUCGGUGGACAGCGUCCUGUUUGACUGCGAUGGGGUCAUCUGGCGUGGGGACCAGGCCAUCCCCGGAGCCCCCCAAGUCAUAAACCUCCUCAAGGAAAACGGGAAGAAGGUCUUCUUUGUCACCAACAACAGCAGCAAGACGAGGAAGAUGUACGCCGAUAAAAUGUCCAUGUUGGGGUUCGAUGUGAAAGAGGAAGAGGUGUUCGGGACCGCGUACUGCUCCGCCAUGUACCUGAAGACGGUCUGCAAGUUGGAGGGGAAAGUGUACCUGAUAGGCAGCAACGCCAUGAAGCAGGAGCUGGAGGCGGUGGGGAUCCAGCAGACCGGGGUGGGACCGGACCACAUCUCCGGGAAGCAGGCCGACUGGGCCAACGUGCCUCUGGACCCCGAGGUGAAGGCGGUGGUGGUCGGGUUUGAUGAACAUUUCAGCUACAUGAAGCUGAACAGAGCCUUGCAGUACCUGACCCAGCAGGGCUGUCUGUUCGUGGGAACCAACAGGGACACCAGGCUGCCCCUGGAGGGGGGGAAGGCUGUCCCAGGUACGGGCUGCCUGCUGCAGGCUGUCGAGACGGCGGCCCAGCGCCAGGCCCAGACGGUGGGCAAACCCAACCACUUCAUGUUCGACUGCGUGGCCUCCCAGUUCGGCGUGGACCGUGACCGCUGCCUGAUGGUGGGCGACCGCCUAGACACGGACAUCAUGCUGGGCUCCAACUGCGGCCUGAAGACCCUCCUCACCCUCACGGGGGUCAGCACCGUGGCGGACGCCGAGGCACAUCAGAAGAGCGGCUGCGCGGAGAGGCAGGGGAUGGUGCCGGAUUAUUACGUGGAGAGCAUCGCGGACCUCCUCCCAGCUCUGCAGGGAUGAGACCACAAGCAAGUCUGUCAAGACUGAGGAGUAGCUACGUGAUAGCCUAGCUGCUGUAGACCUGAGGAAUUUGGCUAGCCUGUCACACACCAGGGUCCAUUGUCUUCUAAAAGGGAAUAUUUUUCACUACAAUUAAUAUCAUCUCUAUAACAAAGUCACAGCUGUUGUGUGACAGAGAAGACAAAGACUCUAGAGACACUAUCCAGAUUUUAUCAUUUACUUAAACAUUAUUAAAACAUGCAAAUUUAACAUGAUAUAAAUGCCUAAGUAAUAAUAUAAGAACUAUGAUUUCCAGUGUUAUUUCAGUGUAAUUUAAGUGUUAAAGAGUGUUGCUGAAGGAGAGGAGUGUAUGUUCCUUUUUUUAAGUAAGGGAAGAGGUGAGUGUACUUGAAAGGCCUCUAUUCUGUCUGUGCUGCAAUGUCCCCUUAAGCAACAAGAAGGGAAAUUAGCACAAAACAAGUGUCAACAGUGUGGUGAUAUGUGUGUGUAACAAAUGGGGGAUAAAAUGCACUGGUGUGACUUCAGCUUUCUGUGUUCCUUUGUCUUUAACACCUCAACUGAAUGUGCUCAUAUCUGCACUUAGAUUCAUGGGAUGGUGCAAUGAUAUCCAGUCUUGUCAUUUAUGUCUGUCAUGUCAGUUCUUACUGAAACAGAAUGACCUUUUUUUCAGUAAUUUUUUUUACCAUCUACUUUCUGACUUCAGGAACAGUUUGACCUCUGACCCCCAUCACUGUAAGCAACGCUCACCUCCGUAAUAAAACAUAAACUGUCCUCACAACAUCAA